AUGGACAUCAGCCGUGUCUGGGACGAGAUUGUCCUACUCCGCUCGACGUUGCUGCCUGACGAGUUCAGCUGGCGCGGGACACCCGACGAGACAGAGGUAUGGGAGCGUGUGUAUGAGGCUUGCCAGGAUGGCCAACCUUUACCGAUGUCUGUACCACCACAGCAAGUGCAUCUGUCAUUGUGUGUGAAUAAGCAGUUAGGCGUUUCAAUGAAUGUUAAACUCAACGAAUCCAAUGCUCGUCCUGGAAUCUCAGUCUUUGUUCAGAGAACAGAUCUUAUCUCACAAGCCCAACUGACUGACAUGGUUCAACAGCGUCUCGAUGAGUGCGCAUUGCAAGACAUUUCACAUCGGACGUUUGACGUGUUGAACUUACUGCAUGAAAUUACAUCGGAGAUCGAAGAAGUGCAUGAAUGUAUAAGUGUCGACCAAGAACGUUUCCAACAUGCAGUCGCUCGUCAAGCGAAUGCACAGAGUCUUGCGAUGAAGCGCGUGAUCUUUUGGUCUCAUCACCUUGUAGCACCAUCGAAGCGGCGCCAAUUUGCAGCAUGGUGUCCAGAGCUAGGUGUGUGGGGCUUGUUCAAGCUGGGUUACCCAGGAUUCUUGUGCUUUGAAGGUGCUUGUGACGAUGUCGACGAUAUGGUUCGCCGCGUAAAAGGCAUGCAAUGGGCGGCCAUAUCGAUGCGUACCGAAGUAGCGUGGACAUUUAUACGCACCGAUGACAUGCUGGGAACAACACUGGAGGCGGCGAUCCGGCAUUGUCCUCUAGCAAAGGCGCGUCCACUGUAUGAAAAAGUGCGCACUGACGCAAAAGAAAUCGAGAGUAUGAGCGAAUUUGUUGCAUGGUACGUCAUAUUCCCACCUUGA
Molecule: messenger RNA, 864 nt
Organism: Malassezia globosa CBS 7966
Lineage: Eukaryota; Fungi; Basidiomycota; Malasseziomycetes; Malasseziales; Malasseziaceae
Exons: 1
Coding region: 1-864 (287 amino acids)
Source: RefSeq, a predicted model, not a curated record